UCACUGCGGCUGAAAUACUCUCCCUGCUCUCCCUUUGUUCCAACGUUUGGAAUUGGCGGUCUCGUCGUAUGGGUGUUCUCUGGUCUCGUCCGUUUAGCUACUGGUGUAGCUUUGACGGAGUUGCGUCGCGUCCUGAGUUCAUAUGGAGCGAACUGUGUCUACGACUUCUGAGGAAGACAUCCUCAGAAAGCACCUCCAAUGUCUAGAAAAGCAGGGAAACACCUGGACUGGUUACGUGGAGUCGAAGGAACAAUAUGACGAGCUUCUGCGAGACCUGGCCUCCAUCAGUAUUUCAUUUCAGACUGAGCGCUCCAGCAAGCGACAAGGGAAACUGCUACUCUCUAGCGAGCGUGGCCAUGUCCACAUCAAGGAAAUUGGUGUACCAUUUAAGGUAGUGCGAACCACGGACAAAGGCUGCCUUUUUGGGAGGGACGUUAAAGGUGUUCAAGGCUUAAAGGUCAGCGAGGAGAAAGAAACAGAGGGGUCGGCUGCCACCUGCAAGCAAAAAAAGGUUAAGCUUCAAGGAACCAAGAAAAAGGGGUGCACUGCAAUGAUGCACAUCAAAGAGAUUGAAAUUUACCCAGAAUUCCAGACGAACCUCUCGAACCAAUGUUCAAAGUGGAAGCAUCAGCUUGCAUCAGAAGAGGUAUUCUCCAGACUUGAAUUGGCACUCCAAGAGGAGACAGAUGCAAAACCUGUUUUACGGAUGAGGCGGUUUUAUGUAAGCAUGAGUGACAAAGACAGUCACUGCAAUCAUGAUGUCGAUGCAUGUUGUGCAGGCUAUGCACAGCCUGUCAGUGCAGACUUAUCAAAGAAGGUAAUCGAGUUGGUGCAACAACGAGUCACAUCAGUGAAGACCAUGGAAAGUUGCCAAAAUUUUUAUGUUAAAGAAGUCUUAUUUGCAAAUAAGCAGAGCCCAUGCAGAGAAUUUUACCCUACCAAAAGAGACUUGGCAAUUCACAUUCAAAGUGCACUUAGUAAGGAUCGGGUCAGUACUCUGGACCAAGAAAAUGUUGCUAAUUGCGUGGAACAAUUAAGGAAGAAAAUGCCAACAACACGUAUCUUCUUUCGUGCCCAUCAGGAACAGUGUCCAAAUUUAUCAAAAGAUAAUGAGCAAGAAGACGCAGAGCUUGACAGUGACAUUGAUGAAAAAGAGGCAUCACACCAACGCAGGCGACACAUGCUGUCAGAAAUAAGAGCUCGAGGAGAGCAGAUACUUUCUUCACUUGACUAUGUGCAGGAUGAUGCAGUGUUGGAACAUGUGUUAAAUACAUUCAAUGAGACCAAAGCUCUAGUGGACAAAAAUAUGGCAACAUGUAGCGGAAUAGCCAUCAGAGGUUCACCAACAAAGGUAUGCUCAGGAAUUAAAAGGAAAGGUAAAAAAAAAACAGCACCAGCAAAAAGAAAACAGAUUGCAAGUGGUCUCGCGAAGCAAGACACUGCAAAAGAACACUGGGUUUGUCGUGGCCGAGUCGGCCAGAAAGCUGAGACCCUUCGCCAGACUUAUAAGGCACCUGUUUUGUUGUACGUGGUCCCAGCAUUGCCUCAAAAUUAAGAAAGAAAGCUUGAAUUUGGAGCCUUUGAAUAAUUAUUUAAGCUUUCCAAAUGGUCCUUUGAAGUAACAUUGUUUUAGAAGAUGUUUUUGUAUGUAUAAUAUUUUAAUUCACUGCAGCAGCUUGUGUGCAAUAUUGUGCAAGUUUGACAAUGUUUAUUUUAUUUUGGUUAAGCAAAACAAAGAACUACAAGACGCAAGGUGUUACAAAGGCACGCUUCCCUCACUUUAUUAUUUAGAGGUUUGAUAUUGAUAUCAAACCUCUAAUGUAUAUUGAAUCAUAUUUCGGAAUUUCUAACUGCUCAUAAUGCCCUAUCUGAGUCUCAACAUGGAUUCAGAAAAGGUUAUUCUAUUUGUACCCAAUUAGUUCAGGCUGUUCACGAUUUUGCAUUGGCAAUUAAUAAAGGUGUGCAGACUGAUGCAAUUUUUAUGGAUUUUUAAAGGCAUUUGAUAAGGUUUCUCACAAAAAAUUAAUUUUCAAACUAGACAACAUGCUCAAAAACAAGCAGUUAACUAAACGGAUUUUAUCUUACCUUCAUAGCCGGCAGCAAUUCGUUGUAUUUAAAGAUAAAUGCUCUGAGAGGGUGUCUGUGGAAUCUGGUGUCCUCCAGGGAUCGGUACUUGGACCACUUCUUUUUCUUUUAUAUAUCAGUGACAUUGUAAAUGACAUACACAUUAACAUAAAUCUCUAUGCAGAUGACUACGUUAUUUACUCAGAGGUAGAAAACUCUAAUGACCAAAUAAUGUUACAUGCCGCAUUUCAAAAAGUUAAAUCUUGGUGCAAACUUGGCAGAUACCAUAAACUUUGAAAAAACCGUAUUUAUGCGCAUUUCGCACAAAAAAAGAGCCCCUCUUGUUCCAGUAUUGCUCUAACAAUAUAUUCCUUGCUGAGGUGCAGUACUACAAGUAUCUAGGGGUUUACAUUACCAGCAACCUGACGUGGAAUAAGCAUAUCGAUUAUGUUGCAACUUGUGCUAACACAAGACUAUCAUUUCUUAGGAGAGCUCUGAAGCACUCCACUCCCACUGUGCGCUUACUGCCGUACAAAUCAACAGUUCUACCCAUUCUAGAUGAUGCAGUCAUUAUAUGGGAUCCUUUUAUGUUGACUAAUAAAAACAAGAUUGAAAAAAUACAAAGAAAGGCAGCCCGUUCUAUGUACAGGUCGGUCCACCGUUAAAGGGAACAAUU
This is a messenger RNA of Rhipicephalus sanguineus (brown dog tick), 2740 nucleotides long. RefSeq lists its product as uncharacterized. The transcript is spliced from 4 exons. Bases 143 to 1555 code for a protein of 470 amino acids. The record is from RefSeq and is a predicted model, not a curated record. Gene Ontology annotation, molecular function: DNA-binding transcription factor activity. Lineage: Eukaryota; Metazoa; Arthropoda; Arachnida; Ixodida; Ixodidae.